Mytilus trossulus (common blue mussel) is the source of this 1503-nucleotide messenger RNA. RefSeq lists its product as uncharacterized. The coding region runs from base 88 to 1152 and encodes 354 amino acids. The record is from RefSeq and is a predicted model, not a curated record. The transcript is spliced from 8 exons. Lineage: Eukaryota; Metazoa; Mollusca; Bivalvia; Mytilida; Mytilidae.
CUAAAGAUAAGUGAAUAUAUGUAUACAUGUAAUUAAAGAUAAGUGCAUGAUCAAACUUUUGACCACUGUAGAAGUGGAACUUUAAAUAUGACAGGUGGAUUUUGGUUUUCAUUAAUGGGUUCCAUUCUGCUAUUUUUGCAAAAGGUGAAUGGAAAUGGUUUGGAUACUUUAGGAAAGGAUUUUAAGAUACAGUUUUAUGAUGCCGAUGGUAAUUACACUGAUACUGGGUUUGUCGAAUAUUCAGACAACAAUUCACAGAGGAACAGAAGAGCAAGUUUAAGGCCAGGAAACGCCACUUCAACUAAUAGUUGCGAUCAUGUGCGAGGAGUUCCGAGGGAAUUGAGAAGCUCGUCGGUUAUGAAGCCGCACGGAAUAGCGAUAUUUUACCAGAAAUAUACAGAAGCAUAUGGCAUACCAAUUUUAUCAUCCUGGAAUGUAAAUGAUGAUGCCUUGAAGAGAGCUUGUUAUAUAACACGGUUUAUCUUUGCUGAUAAUUAUGCCGUGCGAAACUCCUUUUACCAGAGAUCUGGACGUUCAGCUGUAAUAGGAGUACAUGAAGGUACAACUAGUAUACCGGAAUACAGUCAUAGGGAUCCCUCUUUCUCGGACAAUAGAGCACACGGGCCUGGGGCUACUGAUUCUGCACCAGUUUCUACAGGUGGUGAAGAAAAUUUGUUGUGUUUGCAAAAUGACCGUUAUCAUAGUGGAGAUAUAUAUUUACAUGAAUUUGCUUUUGGUGUGGCAAAUCUUGGUGCUAGAUAUGGUAUAAGUGGUUGGUUUCAAAGAUUAGAAAAUCAGUAUAAAAUAGCAAAACAACAGGGUCUUUUGGAUAAUAAUAAUGCUAUUACUAAUGGUGUUAAAUUUUUCGCUGCAGGCGUGCAAAGCUACUUUAAUAUUAUUGACUUCGGUGCAACAUCAAAUGGGACGAUAAGCUCAAAAGACAAGCUACGAACAUAUGAUCCUGCACUCUAUCAGCUGAUUGAAGAAGUAUGGCCCUGUCAUAAUAUUUACCUCAAAAGAUGUGUAGCAAGUAGAGCACAAGAACAACAGCAGAAUUUACGUACAAACUGUCAGGGUUCCACUGGCAACGGAGACGGCGGAGGAAGUUGUAAGGACAAUCAUCCAAACUGUCAUUAUUGGGCUAUUUCUUGAGAAUGUUCAAAGAAUUCAGAAUAUAUGCGUGUAACUUGCAAACACAGCUGUAAUACAUGCAGCGGACAAGGUGGCACUUUAUGCACUGAUAGCAAUCAGGGUUGUCACGAUUGGGCUGCAAAUGGAGAAUGUUAUAAAACCCCAGUUUAUAUGAAAGCAUAUUGCAUAAAGAGCUGCAACCUUUGUUAAGUGCAGCAUAAAUAUAAUAAACUAUGAAUGUUUUGCAUGGUAACACUAUCUUUAUUUUUCUGAGUAAACUAAGUUGAACAUAUUCUAGCCAGUCGCAUCGUCUUGAACAUGAGUAUAUGGUUUGUCAUAACAGUGUCUUUUGAUUUUUUCUCAAAUCCAUGU